GACGGAGACGGAGUGGCUACACAGCACCGAGCCAUACUCAAUUCGCAGCACGCAAUGGUGAACCUCAUCAUUAACCCGCUUUCCAAAAAGCUCAAAAAGAUCAACUGCGACACCACGCCAAACACGCGUCUUUCUGCCAUCAUCGAGGCCUAUGCCAAGAAGAACAGCGUCUCCGAUCCAAACCGAAUUAAGUUCUCCUACCUGGCAGAGGAGAAUGACAAGGAGAAGGACAAAAAGAAAAGGCUUCCUCUGAAAAACUACUUGACACUCGAGGAAAAUGGCCUGGACUUCGCCCAGGCCUCCACACUCAACGUUUAUGCCAAGGACGUCGGGCCCCAGAUCGGCUGGAGAACCGUCUACUUUCUCGAAUACCUAGGACCAAUGAUCAUACACUCCUUGUUCUACUACGGGUACUACAGUGCAAGCGACAUGACCUACACCCAGGUGCUUGCCUAUAACUUGACUCUCUUGCACUACUUGAAGAGAGAGUACGAGACCUUGUUCAUCCACACGUUUUCUGCAGACACCAUGCCUUUUGCAUUUCUAUUCAGAAACUCAGGACACUACUGGAUCAACAGCUUGCUCAUUGCCUUCUCCGUCUACUCCCCACAGAGCGUUGUCUAUAGCAACAAAUUCUGGAGCGUGAUCCACCAUGUUGAGGACCGCUCCUUGGACGAAUUGAAGUGGUUCGGGGGUGCCAUGGUUCUCUUUGAGAUCUGUAACUUAUACUGCCACAUCAUCUUGAGAAGAUUGAGAUCGGACGGCACCAGAGCACACAAGAUCCCUUACGGUUUCGCCUUCAAGUUUGUUUCUUUUCCAAACUAUCUUUUCGAAUUUCUCUCCUGGACUGUGUUUGCCGUCAUGACCAACAAUUGGUCCUCCUACGUUUUCCUCGUUGCUGGAACAGGUACCAUGAUGAUGUGGGCUAAGCAGAAACACGCAAAGUACAAGAAGACCUUUGGGGACAAGUACCCAAAGAACAGAAAGGCCAUGAUUCCUUUCAUCUUCUGAUGCUUCCUCCAAAAUUACUUACGACACGUAUUCACGAUUCAGUUACACGUAAAUAUCUAUUAUCUACUUAGAUAUACUCUCAUAUAACUUCAUAUAUCGCUUCCUCUAUCCAGCGGCUUGCACAAACAUACGACGUGUGUGCACGGUUAUUGGUCUUUCUACGCCUGAAACGUGUGCGCCAUUUUUGGCGGAGUUCAGAAGUAUAUUUACAUAAUUAAUAUUUACAUAUAUCGAUCGAGUGGCAUACUCAACGGCGUAGAAUUAUUAC
Molecule: messenger RNA, 1279 nt
Organism: Pichia membranifaciens NRRL Y-2026
Lineage: Eukaryota; Fungi; Ascomycota; Pichiomycetes; Pichiales; Pichiaceae
Exons: 1
Coding region: 55-1011 (318 amino acids)
Biological process (GO): very long-chain fatty acid biosynthetic process
Molecular function (GO): oxidoreductase activity, acting on the CH-CH group of donors
Source: RefSeq, a predicted model, not a curated record